Gryllus bimaculatus (two-spotted cricket) is the source of this 1104-nucleotide messenger RNA. NCBI's taxonomy places the organism in Eukaryota, Metazoa, Arthropoda, Insecta, Orthoptera, Gryllidae. The record is from the annotation of a GenBank genome assembly.
AUGGGCAUCCCCAUGGCGGCGGCGGCGGUGGUGGUGGCCGGGGUCGGGGUGUGUGGGCCUGGGCCUGCUGAGCGACGCGCUGGCGCGGGCGGUCUGUCGGCGUCGGCGUUCCUCCCCGGCCCGCGCCGAGCUGCGUCGGUGCGGUGGCGGCGGCGGCGGCGCCUGGUCCAGCGCGGGAGGCAGCCUCCGUCGGGGAGGGGAAGCGAGCGGGUGCGUGGCUCGGCGUGGGCAUUCUCGCCCCCGCGGUCCCCUCCCUCGCCAGGGCGCUUCCUCCCCGCUGCUCUCUCGCCCCUCCUCCCCCGCCCCCGCGAUUCUCUUCAGUCCCCGCCGCUGCCGCCAGGUAUCGAUCCCGUCCUCCCUCCCGCGGCCUCGCCGCGCCUCGCCGCCCGACCCCGAAGUGCUCGCAUCGCGCCGCCCUCGACCCCGCGCCCGGUGACCCAGUGGGCCGCGCACGGGGCCGGUCAACCCUUGUCAUAUAUUCGCACCAGGCAGGCGUGCAAGCCAGGCCAAUCGGCACGAAUCUGUUCCACGAGCGCCCGCUGGCCGGCGGCGGUGGAGACGGCGACGGCGACGGACGGCGGCGUUGGCUGCGCCCGGGCAGCGGGGCCGAUGCGUAAGGUCAGGACCCGGCGCCGUAUCUCUCUCGCCGCUCCUCUUCGACCGCCCUCCCAACCCCAACCCCGGCCCCCGCCCGCCCCGCGGCUCCUCGCCUCGCCCGCGGCGGGCAAUUGCCCCGAUGAUACUUUCUGUUCGUCGCCUUCGUUUUGGUUCCCGCCGCCGCCGCCGCCGCCCGAGGCUGUGGCCUGGACGGCGGCGGUGGCGGGGCGGACUCGUUGCAGGACGCUGCGGGCGCCGCCGCCGCCGCCGUCGCCGCCGCCGCCGCCCUCGCCGCUCCGCAGACGCUCCAAUCAGCGCCGGGCGCUUCGCCCGCCGUUUCGCUGCGCGGCGUUUACGCGACGCGAGAUUGCCGGCGGGCGAGGACGCGAGUGGCGCACGAUGUUGGUUUUAAGAGAGCUAACGGCGCGCUUCGAACACCACCCGCGUGCUGCGCGAGGUGACGCUUUCCAAACUUACGAAGAACUAUCAGAGGCCCUUGAACUUUAG